Messenger RNA from Umbelopsis ramanniana AG, 1796 nucleotides. RefSeq lists its product as uncharacterized. Gene Ontology annotation, cellular component: catalytic step 2 spliceosome. Lineage: Eukaryota; Fungi; Mucoromycota; Umbelopsidomycetes; Umbelopsidales; Umbelopsidaceae. Gene Ontology annotation, molecular function: protein binding; mRNA binding. The record is from RefSeq and is a predicted model, not a curated record. The transcript is spliced from 5 exons. Bases 19 to 1740 code for a protein of 573 amino acids. Gene Ontology annotation, biological process: mRNA splicing, via spliceosome.
GGAUUAUACUUUGGCCGUAUGGAUUCACUCAAUAAUUAUGGCUCCAGUGACGAGGAAGGUCCUUCAACAACAAACAGUAGCAGAGGAACGUCUUCUGCUGUUAAGAUAAACAGUGCACCCGAUGUUGGUGGCGAAAACACCAAUGCUAUGCGCUUGUACACAGCACCCACCACCACAGAAGUAGCUGUCAAUAUUCCUUAUAGCGACAUGAUGUUGCCUACGCUUGGACCCGACAAUCCGUUUACACAAAAGAAAAUGGCAACGCAGAAUGUAUUGACUGGACACAUUGAGGCAGAAGCUAUGAAUGAAACGGAUUUCCGAACACAACUUCGAACAUUCGAAUCUUAUGGAUAUGCACGCGAUCCUUCGAUUAGCUCAACCGGCGUCAAUGGUAGCAUUGGUGGUGGUAUUUUAGGAACUGGGUAUAUUGGCGAUGUCAACAAAGCUCUUGAAAUGGGAGGAGCAACUAUAUACGACACAGUACCCAAGAACAUGCGACCAAACCAGAAUAUGAAAGAAAGGAGAAAGGCAAAGGGUGAUCCUUCUGUUUUAGAAGGUGAUAAUGCAUACCUUGGACCUUGGGCCGGUUAUGACAACGAGAAGAUCGGCAAAGCAGCUCGCCCAACUGACGAAGAAAUGGAAUUUGUUUCUGCUAUGCACGCAAAGACCAGACAACCAAAGACAGCUGGGGAAAUUCCAUUUGGCGAAGAAAAGACAACUUUCCACGGAGCAGCCGAGCGGGAUUAUCUGGGAAGGACGUACAUGGCUGUACCGCAAGAUCUGGACGUCAACCUUCUUGGCGAGCCUGGAACACAAGCAUCCUUUAUCCCCAAAAGAUGCAUACAUACUUGGUCUGGCCACACGCGGGGUGUGUCGGCUAUUCGAUUCUUGCCAAAGAGUGCACAUCUUCUGCUUAGUGCUGGUAUGGACAAUAAGAUCAAGAUCUGGGACGUGUAUCACGAUAGAGAAUGUCUGAGAACUAUGAUGGGGCAUGGAAAAGCGGUCAGAGAUAUCACGUUCAGCAAUGACGGCCGAAGAUUCCUCAGUGCGAGUUACGACAAAACUGUCAAAUUAUGGGACACUGAGACUGGCAAAUGCAUCAAGUCAUUUACCACUGGCAAAAUUCCAUAUACCGUUAAAUUCAAUCCAGAUGAAGACAAACAACACAUCUUCUUGGCAGGAUGUGCUGACAAAAAAAUUGUCCAAUUUGAUAUCAACACUGGAGAAGUCACCCAAGAGUAUGACCAGCAUUUAGGCGCCGUCAACACUUUGACAUUUGUUGACGACAAUCGUCGUUUCAUCUCAACGUCCGACGACAAGACUCUCCGCGCAUGGGAAUUUGAUAUUCCUGUUGUCAUUAAAUAUGUUGCUGAGCCUGACAUGCAUUCUAUGCCAGCUGUUGCGUUGCACCCAAAUAGAAAAUGGUUGGCAUGUACCUCGUUGGACAAUCAAAUACUGGUGUUUGGAGCAAGAGACCGGUUCAGACAAAAUAGGAAGAAGCGUUUCGCUGGCCAUACCGUUGCUGGUUAUGCUUGUCAACCAGGCUUUUCUCCAGAUGGACGGUUCAUCUCUAGUGGUGACGCUGAUGGUAAUGUUUGGUGCUGGGAUUGGAAAACCUGCCGUAUUAUCAAAAAAUUCAAGGCUCACGAUAAAGUCGUUAUCAAUACUGAAUGGCAUCCUCAUGAAACAUCGAAGAUGGCCACUUGUAGUUGGGACGGUACCAUUAAAUACUGGGAUUAAAAUAAAAUUAUUUGAUCUUAGCCAUUAAAAUAAUAGAAUACAUUUUGCCAGCAAUA